AUGGCUCCGCUGGCUUACGGCCCCUUUCUUCUAGUGAUUUUCCUCAUCACUCUUGUUCCAGUGAGUGGAAGAGGAAAUGGUGCAGGACUACACAGACAGAAAAGAGAGUGGAUCCUAGCUCCAAGACAGCUCUUCGAGAACCACGAUUACACCACCUAUGACUAUAUUGCCAAAAUUCGCUCCGAUAAGGAGAAUUUCACAAGGGUUAUAUAUUCUGUAACCGGGCCUGGUGUUGAUGAGGAACCAAGAAAUCGAUUUGGAGUUGAUGCUAAAACCGGCUUUGUGAAAGUCUUCACCAUUUUGGAUCGGGAGGAUAUCCCCAUCUAUCACUUAAAAGGCAUUGCAAAAUUCACCAAUGGGACCCGUGCUGAAAACGAUAUUGACCUUAUGAUUAAGGUUGUGGAUGAGAAUGACUGUCCACCCGUCAUUAAAAUACAUCAAGUUGGCUACGUCAACGAAUCGAGCGCAGAAGGUACUGUUGUAAUGAAAGUUAUAGCCACUGAUGCUGAUGAAAUCAAUACACUCCACUCUAAAAUCUCCUACAAAAUUGAAAGUCGGAGCAAUGCCGCAGGGAUGUUCUACAUGAACUCCAGAACUGGAGAGGUCUUGGUUAGAUCGACGACUUUGGAUAGGGAGAAACAAGACACAUACAAGUUGUCUAUCGUUGUGUCUGACUUGGAUGGACAUCCAGGAGGAAACACGGGAACUGGAGAAAUAGAGAUUAAAAUUACGGACAUUAACGACAAUAUUCCAACGCUGGAAAAAGAAUGGUAUGAGGGAAGCGUGGAGGAGAACACGGUCGGCGUGGAAGUGUUAAGGAUAAAAGCCAUCGACAUGGACCUAAUUCACACUGACAACUGGCUGGCUGUUUAUGAAAUCAUUUCAGGGAAUGAGGCAGGCUAUUUCUCCAUAAAAACCGAUUCUGUGACCAAUGAAGGAAUCAUCAUGAUUGAAAAGGCCCUGGACUACGAAGAGGUGAAAACGCUAAAUUUGGACUUGAGAGUUUCCAACAAAGCAAAAUAUUCAUUUGGAAGCAGCUCAUUUCAUCCAGGAAUCAGUUCAAAACCCUACCCCAUCAAAAUUAACGUCAUCAAUCAGAAAGAGGGCCCACGAUUUCAGCCAAACGUGAAAGUGGUGACUGUCUCUGAGGACAGCACAUCCAUUUCUAUUAACAAAGUCAUAACUACAUAUGCUGCAAUCGACAGUGACACACUGAUGACUGCUACCAACGUCAGGUAUGCAAAGUUAGUUGAUUUGGACAACUGGAUUUCAAUUCAUGAAAAAACAGCAGAAAUCAGGUUGAAUAAGUUGCCUGAUCGAGAGUCAAUCUACUUGAAAAAUGGAACAUAUUAUGCAAAAAUCAUAUGCAUCACAGAGGAGACGCCCUCGAAAACGGCAACAGGGACCAUAGCCAUUCAGGUGGAGGACUUCAAUGAUCACUGCCCUCAGCUGACCGCUACACAUCAGACUGUGUGUCUUGGGGAAAAUGUAGUUUAUGUCACAGCUGUAGAUGGAGAUGAGUUCCCCAACGGAGCCCCGUUUGAUUUCACCGUGAUCCAAGACAGUCGCAAAGAGGAGUGGACAGUUGAACCUCUCAAUGGAACUGCAGUCAUUUUGCGUCACCAAGCACACCUGUGGCCGGGCAUCUACAAAGUGAAAGUGGACAUCAAAGACCAGCAAGGGAAGUCAUGUGAUGACAUCCAAACCAUAGACGUAGUGGUGUGCACAUGCGAUGAAAACAUCCGAUCCUGUGUGCUGCGUGGAAAACGUACCGCCACAUUUGGGGCUGCUGGUGUUUUGCUUAUGCUGCUGGGACUGUUGCUACUGCUCUUGAUUCCUCUUCUGCUGCUCUUCUGCCUGUGUGGUGCUGCUGCGAGAGAGUUCAAGCCCAUUCCUUUUGAACCUCAAACAAAACUGAUUUCAUAUCAUACAGAGGGACAGGGUGAAGACAGGAAAGUUCCUCUUCUUCAAAUUCCAACGGAAGUUGAAGGUGGCACGGUGACUUUGCAGGACAUCAAUCAAUUUGAAGGAAAGGGACACUUUGAAGGCUUGGUUGAAUCGGGUGGAGUAGGAGGUGGACGAGUAGAUGGGGCUGAUGCUUUCGGCACCACUGUGACAGCCGAGAACAUGCAUCUUUACAACCAGUACGGACACUUCAUUGGGCGAGACGAUAUGCAAUACAUGGGUCAAGGAACAAUGCUUGGACAGCACUCCAAUUAUACCGAUGGGGCCUUUGACGGGAUGGCUCUCUCUGAGCAUUUCCUGGGGGAGUACUAUUUAACAAAAUCCAACAUUGCUUCACAGCAGUAUUCGGAGAAUGACCGAGCCCUGGCGUACGACUAUGAGGGCCAGGAGUCCCUGGCAGGUUCCGUAGGUUGUUGCAGCCUCCUGGAUAACGAUGACGACCUUGCAUUCCUGAAUGACCUGGGGCCAAAAUUCAAAACCCUGGCGGCAAUCUGUAAGGGGUCGACGCUUGUGAGCGAAUCAGCUGCAGCUGAAGUACGGACGUCCAGUCCCCCGGUCAGACCGGUGUCUCCAGCCAGGCCCUCCACUUCGACCCACACACAUGUGCACACGCACUCAGAAACAGUCAGGGACGGUGGGCAGCUGAAUACUUUCAAAGCCUCCAACGUGGCAUCUGAGUCGUCCACUUUCAUCCAAGAGGAGCGAAUUACAGAGAGAUCCCAAGGAUCUGUGUCGGCUCCCAAAGUUCAUGUACAGGACAAUGUGAUUAUUCCUAAUCCGACUAUUCUCAUCCAGCAGCCUGCCAUGUAUUACGCCGCGACACCCAUGUAUGUGGUUGAGGCCAAGCCCCAAAUGGUGCUGGUGUCAGGGGAAACCUCCCAGGCAGCGGGACAGGUGGGUCAGGUUGGGAUGAGUCAGGGGUUGGUGCAAGUCGGUACCCUGCAAGGAUCCCAGGGCGUGAUGCUUGUUGAUGGGCAAGUGGGAAUGGGUGGAGCAGCAGGGCAGGUGGCCCAGGGUGUGUCAAAAGGAACCAUCUCCAGAUCCACACAAGUGCUGGUGGUUGAAAAUGGGUCCUCAGGAAGAGAGCAAGGUAAAAACCUAGUGGAAGGCAUUGUUCAAACAGGGCAGAGGUCUGCAGAGGCUGCCAUGGACAUGAGAGGCCAUGGUGGGCAGUCUUUUUCGCAGAUUUCACAUGGUUCCACGGGGUCACAUGAGGGCUCAGCACUGGCAUCCGCAUCCAAGUCGAUAGGCAGUCGGAGAGUGGUUUCACACAAAAAAAUCUCAGUGACAGAGAGAAGUUUUGAGCCCAACACGAGAGCCUAA
Messenger RNA from Menidia menidia (Atlantic silverside), 3288 nucleotides. The record is from the annotation of a GenBank genome assembly. NCBI's taxonomy places the organism in Eukaryota, Metazoa, Chordata, Actinopteri, Atheriniformes, Atherinopsidae.